AUGCACAGCAGCAGCAGCAGCAGCAGCAGCAGCAGCAGCAGCAGCAGCAGCAGCAGCGGCGGCGGCCGGGGCCGGCUGGGGCACGGCAGGCGCGUCUUUCCCGCCACAAACGGCAGCAGCAGCAGCUUUCCUGCUGCUGCUGCACCAACAGCAGCAGCAGCAGCAGCAGCAAGACCUGCAGUGCAGCUGCUGCGCAUCGAAAGCAGAGACAGCAGAACUCUCAGCUCCAAGAAAAGGGCCCCUUAUCUCCUCAUUAUUGAAGUCUGUAAUCUAGAUGAGGAUUUGGAGCAGUUUUCUGAUGACCCUGAGCUGCAAAAAGAAGAAGUGAAAACGAAGUCCCUCUUUGUCUACAACUGCAUUCUCAAGGAGCUUAAGCAAAGGAAAUUGCUGCCUCCAAACUUCCAGUCGGAUGAAGAUCCCUUAACAAUAAUUCGGAGGGUUUUGGGAAUGCUGCAUCCGCCUGCUGCUGCUGCGGCUCCCCGUUGCUAG
Messenger RNA from Eimeria necatrix, 489 nucleotides. RefSeq lists its product as hypothetical. The transcript has 3 exons. The record is from RefSeq and is a predicted model, not a curated record. The coding region runs from base 1 to 489 and encodes 162 amino acids. Lineage: Eukaryota; Apicomplexa; Conoidasida; Eucoccidiorida; Eimeriidae.